AUGUCAUUUUCUACAGACUCCCCACGGGACCCCGAGACCGAUGUCUCGAGCGAAUUCCCUUUUGAUCUCAAGUUUGUCAGUGUUGAAGAUGCUCAAAUGGCAUACCCGCCAUUCAAAAACAACUGCCUGUUCCUCCAUGGUAACCCAACAUCGUCUUAUUCAUGGCGCAACAUCAUUCCGCAUGUGUCUGAACAGGUGCGCUGCGUUGCUCCCGAUCUUGUCGGCAUGGGCGCCUCAUCUAAGCCGUCCAUUUCCUACCGCUUCGCCGAGCAUGCUCAAUAUCUGGGCGGCUUCAUCGACCAAGUCAUACCUGAAGGCAAGUUGAUACUCGUAAUUCAAGACUGGGGCUCGGCUCUUGGAUUUGAUUGGGCCUUUCGUCAUCAAGACCGUGUGGCCGGCCUUGUUUUUAUGGAAUUUAUACGGCCAUUUCCUACCUGGGAUGAUGCCGCGCACAGCAAGGCGCAAGAGACGUUUCGCGCUUUUCGGGACGAGCCCACUGGGCGGAAGCUCAUCAUUGAACAGAACGCCUUCAUCAAUGUUAUGCUUGACCGAGGCUUGGUGCGCAAACUAACUGCCGAGGAAAAGGCCUUCUACGCAAAGCCAUACGAGAAGGAGCCUUUGUUUCGGUGGCCCAAUGAGAUUCCCAUUGAAGGCCACCCGCCUGAUGUAUAUGAGCGAGCAUCAAACUAUCAUGAAUGGCUUCUGGAGACGCAGGUUCCCAAGUUGUUCUUUUGGGCUGUCCCUGGUAGAAUUGUGUCUGCAGAGAAGGCUCAAUGGUACUUGGAUCAUCUAAAAAAUGUCAAGGGUGUUUUUGUUGGAAAAGGCAUGCAUUUCUUGCAAGAGGAUCACCCUCAUCGCAUUGGGACAGAGAUGUCAUCCUGGUUGAACAACUUGUAA
This is a messenger RNA of Trichoderma harzianum CBS 226.95, 897 nucleotides long. RefSeq lists its product as hypothetical. Lineage: Eukaryota; Fungi; Ascomycota; Sordariomycetes; Hypocreales; Hypocreaceae. The record is from RefSeq and is a predicted model, not a curated record. The transcript has 2 exons. Gene Ontology annotation, molecular function: hydrolase activity. Bases 1 to 897 code for a protein of 298 amino acids.